AUGUCCAAGAGACCGCGUUCUAUAGUACAUUUGAAAAGAACAGAUGUGAAAUGGUCUUCUUCCGCUAAGAUUCACAUGAACAAUAAGAAAAAUGGUUCGAAGAAACAAAGAAAAUUAUUCGAAUUUGAUAUACCUACCGCAUCUCAACUUGCUGUGAAGAAUAGAUCAAAAAUUUCCAUUACUAGGGAAAAUUCAACCACUAUAGACCUUACUCCCAGCUAUCCCAUCCUUAUUGAAGAUGAUGAGAAUGAUGUUAAGCAAUUAUUUGUGGAAACUGAUGAAGAGCAGGAGGAUGAUGAAGAAGUAAUAGAAAUAGAUGACGAUUCGAAAAAUCAAGAUAUUAGUAUAAUUGAAAUAGAUGAACAGGAAACGGAAAUUAUUGAAACAGAUCAAACACUUGCUACGUCGCCAAUACGGCAUCACCAAAGUUUCCCAUGCCCCAUAUGUAAUAAAGACCUAUCGAAUUUGGAAUUAUACCAAAGAGAAGCCCAUGCAGAGACGUGUCUAGAAUCAUUACCUGUGGAAAAGGUACAUAAGCUGAAACAAAAGAAGAAGAAAAGUCAGAAACCAAGACUACUAAAGGAACGACCUCCCUUGCCCUCCAUUAAGAUUAUAAGUUUCCCCACUUCCAACCAUGAACUUGUCGUUGAUGGAUUCAAUUACAGUUCCAAACCAACAAUCUCACAAUACUUCCUAUCUCAUUUCCAUUCAGAUCAUACCAUUGGUCUUGUCAAAUCAUGGAAUCAAGGUACCAUUUUCUGUUCACCGGAAACAUCUCUGCUAUUACAAUGGAGAUAUGAUUUUGCACCUGAAAUGAUUAAAGAAUUACACAUUGCACAGAGGGAAUGGAUCACUGAUACAAUUUCAGUGAUAUCAUACGAUGCAUUCCAUUGUCCCGGUUCAUUAAUUUUUGUUUUUGAAGAAUGGGAUUCUCAAUCAAUGAAUACAUUAAACAAGAGAGUAUUACAUACGGGUGAUUUCAGAUGUAAUAAUCAAGUGUUGAGUAACGUAAUGUCAUUGGGUCAUUACGAUCAAGUUUAUUUGGAUACGACGUAUUUGGAUUCAUGGUAUAGGUUCCCUCGACAGGAUUCUGUGGUGGAAACCACUGGACAAUUUGCUAAAGAUGUCAUGGAGAUUGGAUUGAAGAAAUUAUUUGGUGAUGAUCAAAAAUCCAUUUUUUCCUUUAUGAAAAGCCAAAAUAAAAAGAGGUCAAGACCACAAAGUAGUGUAUUAUUUCUUAUUGGUUCAUACUCUUUGGGGAAGGAGAAAAUUGGCUUGGAAAUUCAAAGUCAUUUACCCCUGGGCACAUACAACAAGAUAUUCAUGAAUGGUAAUGCGGUAAGAGGUAAAUUAUUUGCUCAAGAUGAAAGAUUCACAUCUGACCGUGAAGAUAUGUCGCAAUGUAAUAUUCAUAUUGUAUCACUUUCCGUAUUGCAAUGUAAGGAAACCGUUGAAGAUUAUUUGAAAAGUUUCCCCGAUCAAUGUGGAUUUGAUGAUGUUGUCGGGUUUGUCCCCACUGGGUGGACUUUCAGUAAUAGGUAUAAAGGUAAACAAACUUUUGAGAAUAUGAAUGAUCGAGUAGAGUUUGUCAGAGGUAUUAUUGAGGGCGGCAAGAGGGAAGAUGAUGAAAUGUCGAUAGAUUGGAUUACGAAACAGUAUAAGAAAUAUGAAAGGUUUCAAAUAUUUAAGAUCCCGUAUUCGGAGCAUAGUAGUUUUAAAGAAUUGUGUUCAUUUGGUAGUCAAGUGGAUUGUGAUGAAAUCUUGGCUACUGUAAAUUUGAAUAAUUUGGAACAAUUGAAUGAGAUGCGGAAUUGGUUUAAAUCGUGGGAAAUAAUUAGAAAAUCCAAAUUUAAUUAA
Messenger RNA from Naumovozyma castellii, 1857 nucleotides. It is a transcript of the gene PSO2, whose product is annotated as DNA cross-link repair protein PSO2. The record is from RefSeq and is a predicted model, not a curated record. The transcript has a single exon. Lineage: Eukaryota; Fungi; Ascomycota; Saccharomycetes; Saccharomycetales; Saccharomycetaceae. The coding region runs from base 1 to 1857 and encodes 618 amino acids.